ACCCCGUUUCCCCCGGGGCCUGCGCCUGCCUGCCGUUCGGGGUGGUGUCUGUGGCUGCUCGGAGGGCUCCGCCGAUAGGUUCCCCCUCGCCUCCAUCCCGCUCGCUUUCGGGGAAGAACCUGUCCUUUUUGAAAGUUUCGUGUGAACUCGCCAAGGGUUUACAUGCUCAUUUAGCUGUAAAAAGAGUGAAAGGAACAAAUCAGCUUCCUCUCCAGAGGUUGAUUCCAGUUGGGAGAAGUCAAUUUGAAAGCAUGUCUAGCCCUCACAUCUGAAGUCUAGUGUGUCAUAACCUGAGGACCUCACCAAUUGGAAGUUGCAGUUUCAUGUCAGCCCGCCAUAUCCCUUUUGAUCAAUUUUUUUUUCCUCAAAAAGUAGAAGCAGCUCUAUCAAGUCACUUUUGUUGCAAACGUGCAAAUGGCUAACAAUGGCUUGGAUAAAAAGCCUACGAAAUGCCCUACCCGUGAAUCCUCUCAGGCAGAACUGCUCUGUGUGAACUCCUGUACCUCCAGCAUUGCUCCAGUCUUGGUGGUGGAGAUGUCACAGACAUCGAGUAUCAACAGUGCAGAAAUUUUAGUUGCACCAGAGAGAAUAAAGGAAAAAACUUCCAGCAAAGAAACUGCCUUGAAAGAUUCGCCCUCAAAAACUUUAAACGUAGAGAGAAAAUCCUCCCAACAGCACUGGUAUCGGAGCAACAUAGCAGAAGAAGGCAAAGUUCCUCACAUCAGGAUGGAUGAUGGAUCUGAUAUCCAGGAAAUCUAUACCUUUGGAAGAGUGUUGGGACAAGGGAGCUUUGGCAUGGUCUUUGAAGCUGUAGACAAGCAAACAGAAAUGAAGUGCGCAAUUAAAAAAGUGAACAAAGAUAAGGCUGGAAGCUAUGCUGUGAAGUUACUUGAGCGAGAGGUGAACAUUCUGAAAAGUGUAAAACAUGAACACAUCAUACAGUUGCAGCAAGUAUUUGAGACACCUAAGAAAAUGUACCUUGUGAUGGAGCUUUGUGAAGAUGGAGAGCUCAAAGAAAUCCUGGACAGGAAAGGGCAUUUCUCAGAGAAUGAGACAAGGUGGAUCAUUCAAAGUCUGGCAUCAGCUAUAGCGUACCUUCACAACAAAGACAUAGUACAUAGGGACCUAAAGCUGGAAAACAUCAUGGUUAAAAGCAGCUUCAUUGAUGCUAACAACGAGCUGAACUUGAACAUAAAGGUGAGUGAUUUUGGCCUAGCAGUGAAGAAACAUGGUGCUGGGAUGGACAGCAUGAUGCAGACCACAUGUGGCACUCCCAUCUACAUGGCACCAGAAGUUAUCAAUGCCCACGACUAUAGCCAACAGUGUGACAUUUGGAGCAUAGGUGUCAUAAUGUACUUUUUAUUAUGUGGAGAACCACCAUUUUUGGCAAGCACAGAAGAAAAACUCUUUGAAUUAAUAAGAAAGGGAGAACUGAAUUUUGAAAAUCCAAUCUGGGAUUCUGUUAGUGAUUCUGCAAAAGGUGUUUUGGGACAACUCAUAAAGGUGGAUCCUGCACACAGAUUCACAGCUAAGGAGCUACUAGAUAGCCAGUGGCUGACAGGCAAUACAGUUCCUUCAAUGAGACAAACCAAUGUAUUAGAAAUGAUGAAAGAAUGGAAAAAUAACCCAGGAAGUGACGAGGAAAACAAGACAGAUGCAAAGACUAACAGGUCCAAUCAAGAAAAGCAGAAAAGUAAACAAUACAGGGGAAAUGUCCCCAAUACCAGUAACACUGCAGAUAAAAAGGAAGAAAAACAGUCCACUUCUGUUCCAGAGAAUUUGCCUGAAACCAGUAGGAAGGCAGACACGAAUGACAACGUGUGCUCCUCAGACCAGACCUCCUCCAGCAAAGCCCUUUCUGUUGAACUCAAGGGAGAGGAGCGAAGUCCCAGGAUAGUAAGCCAGGGAACCACAUCCAAGCACACCACGAAAUCCUCCUUUCUGUCUCGAGGCAAAAAGAAACUCUGAGGUUCCUUCUGGUGUGGCACAGGACGGGAAGAAGUUUGUUUCGGGGCCCAAGGGAGGGAGAGGAGCGCAGAGGCAGGCCACACUGAGCCGUCAGCCCCCGGCUCUGCAGAGCCCGCCAGCGUCUGCACCAGCUUAAGACUGAAGCCAGGCAUCUCUAAAGCAGCAUGCGCUGCACGGGCCAUUAAAGGGCAGCUUCCAACAGGCCUGACAGCAGGCUGUGGCUGACACCAACCCCAGGUAAUCACGGUUGCUUAGGGACAGGUGCCCCCAGUACAAAGCUGUGGGCAUGCUUGCUCAGUUUUACUCUGAAUUCUUAUAUUUAGGCACAAUUAUUUGUUAGGGAAAACAAGAGGCCGAAAGUGGUAAUGGAGGUUUCAGAAUAAUUCUGUGUGCCUUGCAGUAGAGGACUCCAUCUGAAGAUGACUCACGGAAUCACCACACACGUGUGGCAGAAGUGCCUCAUUUCCUCACAUGUGUUUUUGUGACUGUAGUUGCUAGAGAUUCUUUAAGAAAACUUAUUUUAAAUAUAGGAAAAUAGGACAUUUUGUUAUUACUUGCCAUUAACUUGCUGCUAAAUUUCUAAUGUAUUAAUUAAAUCAAUAAAAACCAGUUUGCUACC
Messenger RNA from Jaculus jaculus (lesser Egyptian jerboa), 2587 nucleotides. RefSeq names its product serine/threonine kinase 33 (gene Stk33). The transcript is spliced from 14 exons. Gene Ontology annotation, biological process: mitotic DNA damage checkpoint signaling; protein phosphorylation. The coding region runs from base 415 to 1968 and encodes 517 amino acids. The record is from RefSeq and is a predicted model, not a curated record. Gene Ontology annotation, cellular component: cytoplasm; nucleus. Gene Ontology annotation, molecular function: protein serine/threonine kinase activity; ATP binding. Lineage: Eukaryota; Metazoa; Chordata; Mammalia; Rodentia; Dipodidae.